UUAUCAUUAGAAGUCAAUCGCAAGUAUGUCCACAGCUUGUGACUCCAUGGAUCCCUUCCGGCGUCGACUCGCCUUCUUUGUUUCGUGUUAUUUAGUCCCUAAUUCCGAUUGUCUUGCUGGCGCCGAAAAAUUGUAUAAAAGAUGUUGACCUCAUCUCCCAGCGUUGACCUUACCUCGCCUGAAAACAAUGGUGUUGGGCUCUCCGACUCCACUUUGUCACAGCACCGUCGAAAGAUGCUUGACCUCAUCAAUCGCCUCCACACGACAGGUGUACAGACGGACAUGGACCUGCCCAUGAUCGCAGUCAUUGGCUCGCAGAGUGCAGGCAAAUCAUCUCUUAUCGAAUCUAUUUCUGGUAUCACACUCCCUCGCUCAGCUGGAACGUGCACCAGAUGUCCAACCGAAUGUAAACUUUCACGCUCGGAAGACGCCUGGAAGUGUCUCGUCAAACUUCACAUUACCACCGGCCCGUCGGGUCAACCCUGUGAUGUGGCCACCAUUUCUUUUGGAUCGCCCAUCACCGAUAAGGCGGACGUAGAAGAUCGAAUCAGGCGUGCUCAAAGGGCAAUUCUCAAUCCCAGUAUCAAUGAACAAAAGUUUUUGUACGAGCUAGAAGAUCAGACCGCUGAGCAAGCUGAGUUAUCAUUUUCUAAAAAUUGUGUCUCUCUGGAGAUAAGUGGGAAGGAUGUGGCGGAUCUUUCAUUCGUGGACCUUCCUGGACUCAUCGCGAGCGUCGGGAGUACAGGAAAGACCGGGGAUAUUGAUCUCGUCAAGGGUUUGGUGACAUCUUACAUCGAGAAGCCCAGUUGUGUCAUUCUUCUGACGGUUACUUGUGAAACCGACUUUGAGAAUCAAGGCGCACAUCACUUGACGAAGCAAUUUGACCCAGAGGGCAAACGCACUGUUGGCGUGCUCACAAAGCCGGACCGCAUUCCUCCUGGUGAAGAGAGCGCAUGGCUAAAAUUCAUCCGAAACGAGCAGGAGCCGCUCGUGAACCACUGGUACUGUGUCAAGCAGCCUGGGUCUCAGUUGCUCAAAGACGGGAUCUCCUGGGCCGAAGCAAGGAAGCAAGAAAAUGACUUCUUUACUUUGACACAGCCCUGGUCAACCGUAGAGCCACAGUAUCAGAAGUUUAUGAGAACGAGCAACCUGACGGAGAGGCUGAGCACGAUUCUGUCCGAACUCAUCGCGAAAAGGCUUCCAGAUAUCCACAAGGAAUUAUACAAUAUUUUGCGCAAGACUCAAGAUGAAAUGAGACAGCUUCCGAAGGCACCGUCGACCGAUCCCGUGGGUGAGGUUUGGAAUAUAAUCGGUCAAUUUUCGAAGCAGUUAUUUCAACGACUCGAGGGGACGCCUGAUAAAGACGGAAUAUUGCAAACCAUUCGACCACACCAACAGGCAUUCAAACGUGCUGUAAGAUCAACAGCCCCGCAAUUUGUUCCAUGGGGAAAGGGUGACGCCCGUCAACUGCCUGUGGUAGAUUUCCUGACGAACGAGGAGGAUGAACCACAGGGGCCGCAAGGAAUGGUCCCUUCCGCGCCCAGUCCGAGGUCGCCCACGCCGCAGUCGGAGGAAAUUUACAUUGAAGAUGUUCUCAAUCAUGCCCAGAGGGCUCGUACUCGCGAACUUCCCGACAACUAUCCUUUCAUCGUACAACAGACAUAUAUCAAGGAGUUUACUGAGAAAUGGGAGACACCAUCGCAAAUACUUUUCGACAAAGUGUAUGACAUUUUAAAGAACGACCUGAGCGUUCUAGUCAACGAGCAUUUUGGGAAAAUGGGAAGGGGCGGCGCACUUCACAGCGUGUUGAUGAUAGUGAACGAGCACCUUGACAACGCUGCACAGCAAGCAAAGGAAAAGAUCAGUUGGCUCUUGGAACUCGAGAAGGCACCGACGACUUUAAACGUGCACUAUUACGCUGACUACAAGACCAAAUUCCUCGGAUAUUACAAGGGUUGCCGAGAUGUCGGAGAGCUUACCACAAAGCUGCAGAACUAUCGUGCGCCUAACAACAUUCAGCCCCACCCAAACCAUGGGCAAGCGUUCCAACAAGCCGUCUACAAGGCUCUUGCUGGACUGACCGAAGCUGGCCUUUCCGUGCAGGCCAGUGAUCUUCCAAAGUUGCUGCCCGUGGAUCCAAUGGAGCCUGCCCUUCUAAUCAUGGCGGGGGUAAGGGCGUACUUCCAGGUUGCCUACAAGCGCUUCGCUGACAUGGUUCCGUUGGCCAUUGACUAUGAAAUAGUCCGCGGGCUGCAUAAGGGCAUAGAGCAGGCGCUUCUUGAUGGGUUGAGCUUGACGGGUCCCGAUGCGCACGUGCGGUGUCAGUUGAUGAUCCAGGAGCAUAGCACUGUGUCCUCGCGGCGUAUAGAGCUGCAGAAGAAAUUGGACAGACUUCACGCCGCUAGUGUAGAAUUACGCAAACUCUUUGUAUAGGAAAUAUUUCGAUAAGUAGUUUGAAUGGAUUAUUAGACAAACGUA
Molecule: messenger RNA, 2478 nt
Organism: Suillus bovinus
Lineage: Eukaryota; Fungi; Basidiomycota; Agaricomycetes; Boletales; Suillaceae
Product: P-loop containing nucleoside triphosphate hydrolase protein
Exons: 10
Coding region: 142-2433 (763 amino acids)
Cellular component (GO): cytoplasm; membrane; microtubule
Molecular function (GO): GTPase activity; GTP binding; microtubule binding
Source: RefSeq, a predicted model, not a curated record